CAUUUUAUAAUUGACAGAGAAACAACAAGAACGUGUUUAGAUUUUGCAUUCAUUAGUUGAAAAGCAGAUUUUAGUGAUUAAAAAAGAAAUUAGUUGUGAAAUUUUUAUUAAAAAUGUCCAAUUUUACUUGCAUUAAUUGCAGCGUUAAAUUCGCCUCGGCAGAUAUACAACGUGAACAUUACAAAACAGAUUGGCAUCGUUACAAUCUCAAACGUCGAGUGGCUGAAUUGCCACCAGUCACUGCGGAGGAAUUCCAGUCGCGUGUCAUACAAAUGCGCAAUGCUGAGGCCACCGCUAAUGAGGAGAAACAAAUGAGUUUGUACUGUAACGCGUGUCGCAAACAGUUCGGUAACCAGAAGGCCCACGACAAUCAUUUGAAUAGCAAAAAACACAAGGAUAAUUUGGCCAAAUUUGAGAGAGAAAAUCAAGGAGCAGAAGUAGAAAUAACUACUAAAUCUGUCAUACAACCCAGACCACAUCCUGCCAUAGCUGCUGCUGCUCAAGGUAAAGGUAAAUUUGCCCUACAGCAAGUGGCCCAGGCGGAAGAAAUGGAGGCCGAUGACGAUGAUGAUGACUACGAGGAUGUUGAGGAAGAAGUGGUAGAUUCCGAUGAAUUAGAUGAUGAAUUGGCUGAAAAUCCUUUAACAGAUAAAGAUUGUUUGUUUUGUGUUCACAAAGCCGAAGAUAUUAUGGAUAAUUUGAAACACAUGUCCGAAACACAUUCCUUUUUCAUACCCGACCUGGAGUACUGUACGGAUUUGGAGGGUCUUCUUAAUUAUUUGGGUGAAAAGGUGGCUGUUUACUUUAUCUGUUUGUUGUGCAAUGACCGCGGUAAGACUUUCUAUACUUUGGAUGCUGUAAGGAAACAUAUGUUGGAUAAGGGUCAUUGUCAAAUGUUGCAUGAAGGUUUGGCUUUGGCAGAAUAUGCUGAUUAUUAUGAUUACAGUUCCAGUUAUCCAGAUCAUCAAGAAGGUAUGGAUGUGGAUGAAGAAGUUGUACCCGAUCUCCUGGAUGGUGAUGAAUAUCAAUUGGUUUUACCCUCUGGCGCCGUAAUUGGUCAUCGUUCAUUACUGCGUUACUACAAACAACGUUUGAAUCCCAAUCGUGCUGUGGUACCUAAAAAAUCCGAUCGUAAAUUACAUCAUCUCUUGAGUACUUAUCGCUCUUUGGGCUGGACAACAAGUGAUCAAAAUGCUGCUGCUCGAAAAGCUCGUGAUAUACAUGUUAUGAAGCGUGUCCAAGCUAAAUGGCAAAUGAAAUUGGGUUGUCGUGCCAAUAAAUUGCAACAUCAUUAUCGUGCUCAAGUUAUGUUCUAAGCUGGAAGGCAUGUUAUAGAAAAAUUAUUGCAAGUGAAAGGUUAUUUUAGUUAAGGAAAUUUAAAAUUGAUAAAAGUAAAAUAUCAAAAAAUUUGAUAAAUGAAAAAAAGUGCAAGAUG
Lucilia cuprina (Australian sheep blowfly) is the source of this 1435-nucleotide messenger RNA. RefSeq names its product zinc finger protein 622. Gene Ontology annotation, cellular component: preribosome, large subunit precursor. Gene Ontology annotation, biological process: ribosomal large subunit biogenesis. The transcript is spliced from 2 exons. The record is from RefSeq and is a predicted model, not a curated record. NCBI's taxonomy places the organism in Eukaryota, Metazoa, Arthropoda, Insecta, Diptera, Calliphoridae. The coding region runs from base 114 to 1316 and encodes 400 amino acids. Gene Ontology annotation, molecular function: zinc ion binding; nucleic acid binding.